GAGACAGAGAUCUUGACGUUUGCAACCAACUGAACAGACAUACAAACAACUCUACACUCUGGCAGUGAGAGAAGGAGAUUCAGUUCCUGCCAGAAGGGAUAUACUGACAUCACCAAGCAUGAGCCUGCACACCAUGCCAGAAGAAAUCCAACAUCCAUAUACUAAAUUUUCUGAAUGGAAGUUCAAGCUGUUUAAAGUGAGAUCCUUUGAAAAAACACCUUCUGGAGACAGCCAAGUGGCAAAUAAAGAGAAAGCAGAGGAGGUGGUCUCUUUGGACAAAGGCACUGUGGUGCAGAAGGAUGCAGCUGUCCCACAGGCAGAAAAGCCACUUCUGGCAGAUGCAGAAUUAAAGCACAGUAAGCAGGCUCUUGAAAAAGAUGCUGACAACCUGAAAAUGAAAGAGAAUGCAGCUCACCAAGCAAACCUGCAGCAACUUUGCCGCGUCUGCGGAGUUUCAUUUAAAACUGAUCGUUACAAGAGAAGUCAUCCAGUGCAUGGACCAGUAGACAGUGAAACUCAGGGAGUUCUGCGAAAGAAAGAGAAAAAGGCAACAUCUUGGCCAGAUCUUAUUGCCAAGGUUUUUAAGAUUGAUGUGCGAGCAGAUAUCGACACAAUCCAUCCCACUCGGUUUUGUCACAACUGUUGGAGUAUCAUCCACAGAAAGUUCAGCAAUGCCCCGUGUGAAGUGUAUUUCCCAAGGAACAGCACCAUGGAGUGGAAGUCCCACUCCCCAAACUGCACUGUUUGUUGCACUGCUCCUCGUGGGGUGAAGAGGAAGAACCAGCCAUCCAACUUACAGCUGGGCAAAAAGCUCAAGAUCAUGGCAGAACGUGCCCGAAAAACCAAGGGUGUAAAAAAACAAUCACAGAUUAACAGCAAAAACCUUAUGAAAAAGAUUGCCAACUGCAAGAAGAUACAUCUUAGCACCAAACUUCUUGCAGUUGAUUACCCUGCAGAUUUUGUUAAGUCCAUCUCUUGCCAGGUCUGUGAGCAUAUUCUGGCAGACCCAGUGGAAACAACAUGUAGCCACUUAUUCUGCAGAACCUGCAUCCUUAAGUGCCUCAAAGUUAUGGGAAGCUAUUGCCCCUCUUGCCGAUACCCUUGCUUCCCUACCGACCUGAUGAGUCCAGUGAAAUCCUUCCUGAACAUCCUCAAUUCCCUGGCUGUGCGAUGCCCAGUGAAAGAAUGUGAUGAGGAGGUUUUGCUGGGUAAAUAUUGCCAUCAUCUGUCCAGUCACAAAGAAUUGAAAAGGAAAGAGAUUUACACGCACGUAAAUAAAGGGGGCCGACCGAGACAACACUUGCUGUCAUUGACCAGGAGAGCGCAAAAGCAUCGUCUGAGAGAACUCAAGCUUCAAGUCAAAGCUUUUGCUGAGAAAGAAGAAGGAGGGGAUAUAAAGGCUGUGUGCCUAACUUUGUUCCUUCUGGCUCUGAGAGCAAGAAAUGAACACAGACAAGCAGAUGAGUUGGAAGCUAUGAUGCAAGGGAAGGGGUCAGGGCUUCACCCAGCGGUCUGCUUGGCAAUCCGAGUCAACACCUUUCUCAGCUGUAGCCAGUACCAUAAAAUGUACCGAACUGUAAAAGCUAUAACUGGGAGGCAGAUCUUCCAGCCACUGCACGCUCUCCGCACUGCGGAGAAGGCCCUCUUGCCAGGCUAUCAUCCAUUUGAGUGGAAACCCCCUUUGAAAAAUGUGUCCACUAAUACAGAAGUGGGAAUUAUAGAUGGGCUGUCCGGGCUGCCACUCUCAGUUGAUGACUACCCAGUAGAUACAAUUGCCAAGAGGUUUCGAUAUGAUGCAGCCUUGGUUUCUGCCUUAAUGGACAUGGAGGAAGACAUCUUGGAAGGCAUGAAAGCAAAAGAUCUGGAUGACUACUUGAAUGGCCCCUUCACUGUAGUGGUGAAGGAGUCUUGUGAUGGGAUGGGAGAUGUCAGCGAGAAGCAUGGAAGUGGACCAGCUGUUCCGGAGAAGGCAGUUCGAUUUUCUUUCACACUCAUGAGUAUCAGCAUAGCUCAUGGGAAUGAAAACGUAAGGGUCUUUGAAGAAGUCAAGCCCAAUUCAGAGCUGUGUUGCAAGCCCUUGUGCCUUAUGCUGGCUGAUGAAUCUGACCAUGAGACUCUAACUGCCAUUCUGAGCCCUCUGAUAGCAGAAAGGGAGACCAUGAAAACCAGUGUCCUGCUUCUUGAAAUGGGAGGCAUCCUCAGAACAUUCAAAUUCAUCUUUAGGGGUACAGGGUAUGAUGAGAAACUUGUCCGUGAAGUGGAAGGCCUUGAAGCCUCAGGCUCUACUUACAUCUGCACCCUUUGUGAUGCAACCCGCCUGGAAGCCUCUCAGAACCUGGUCCUCCACUCCAUAACAAGAAGUCAUGCUGAAAAUCUGGAGCGGUAUGAGGUAUGGAGGUCCAACCCAUAUCAUGAAUCAGUUGAUGAGUUACGUGACAGAGUGAAGGGUGUUUCUGCCAAACCUUUUAUUGAGACUGUUCCUUCCAUAGAUGCAUUGCACUGUGAUAUUGGCAAUGCAGCUGAGUUCUACAAGAUAUUCCAGUUUGAGAUAGGUGAGGUGUACAAGAACCCCAACGCAUCUAAAGAAGAGAGGAAGAGGUGGCAGUCAACUCUUGACAAGCAUCUCAGGAAGAAGAUGAACCUGAAACCCAUAAUGAGGAUGAAUGGAAACUUUGCUAGAAAGCUUAUGACCAAAGAGACAGUGGAAGCCAUAUGUGAAUUAAUAAAGUGUGAGGAAAGGCAUGAAGCCCUAAGAGAACUGAUGGACCUUUACCUUAAGAUGAAACCAGUGUGGAGGUCUUCAUGCCCAGCUAAAGAAUGCCCAGAAUUGCUGUGUCAGUAUAGCUUUAACUCACAACGUUUUGCUGAGCUCUUGUCCACAAAGUUCAAGUACAGAUAUGAGGGCAAGAUUACAAAUUAUUUUCACAAAACUCUUGCUCACGUUCCUGAAAUCAUUGAAAGAGAUGGUUCCAUUGGUGCCUGGGCAAGUGAAGGGAAUGAGUCCGGGAAUAAAUUAUUUAGGCGUUUCCGAAAAAUGAAUGCCAGGCAGUCAAAAUGCUAUGAAAUGGAGGAUGUUUUGAAGCAUCACUGGCUAUAUACCUCUAAGUACCUGCAGAAGUUCAUGAAUGCUCAUAAUACAUUGAAAGGACAGGGCUUCACAAUCGAUCCAGGGCAGAGUUUAGAAGACUCCCUAGCAUUGGAAGGCACUUUAGAUAUUACUGAUUCUAUGGAAUUCUAAGCAUAAUGGUCUUUGAAUUGGGCUUGCAAUUAAGUUUUCCUACAUGGGGUGCAUUAAUGCUGUAAACAUCACUUUUACACUGGCCAUUAAAGGGAAUCUGUCCCUGCUCAGAGGAGUUUGGUUAACAUCUAUUCUGGAUGAUAGUUUCCAGAAAAUGGUAAUGCAGAGUAACUGGUUGGUGUCAUUUUCCAGCCAUUUUGUGAGGUAAAAGUGGAAAGAAAGGUGAUCAACUUUGGUCUUGGGUUUAUUGUUUAAUAAAUAGCCAAAGUGAGCCAAAGUUUUUAGACUAUGUGAUAUCUGUGAAAUGAAGUGGAUUCAGAAGUGUUAUGGCAGUUACAAAAAAGUAAGGAUGGCUAUUUUUGCAUUUUACUUACUAUUUAGUACUAGUCUUCCUUUUUUAAUUGAUGGCCUCUUGUUUCUUAUAAGUAAAAAUUAAACAUAGAAUUUUGUAGACAAUCAUUUUGAAGUACAGAGUCAGUAUUUUUAAUAUAACACACUGAUUCAAGCUUCAGAGGUUGACUUCAUCAACAGUUUACAAUAUUAUUUUAUUUAACAUUUAUAUUGUGAUAGGUCCUAGAGACCAAUCAGUUUUAGGGCCCAUUGUGCUAGUUACUGUACAAGCACAGAGAAUCGGGUUGCUAACCCUCCAGGACUGGUCUGGAGUCUUCUGGAAUCCAUCUCCCUAUUGAAAGCAAUUCUGGAGAUUGUAAUAGGAUAUUUUAAGAAAAUGACAUUAUGUCAUAUUGAGGUGGAGGGGAAGCUCCCGGAAUAGUUUUAGACAGAGUUGGCAAGCCUAAUAGAGAACAUGUACUGGGCAUUUAAUAAUUAAUAAUAAUAAUAAUAAUUGUAACCUAGUCAAUUUGUUCUAAAAUGCAAGCUUGUGCAUUACUUUGAAAUCAGACCCUAGAAUGCAAUAUAUUUUUUCUUUGUACCUUGUAUACUUUGAAGCUUUGCUGUAAAUCUUGCUAACAGCUGGAACCAACAAGGAAUUGUGUUCAAUAGGCAAUCUGUACUUCCAAGAUUAGAUCCUAACUGGUGUAUAUCAUCUUAGCUUCAGUGGGUGAAAUCCAAAGAGGACACUGGCACAGCUCAUAAUGACUUCAACAGAGCCAGAAAUUCCCCUAUUGACCUUAAUGGAACUACAGUUAGAUACAGAAGCCAAGCAUCUGGCUUAGAUUUGUUCUUCAUUUCUAUAUAUUGCUAUUAUGCUCUUCUGUAGGGUAUAUUUUACAGACUAAGGGAACCUUUCAUUGUGUUCUAGCCCUGUCUCCAAUAUUGACACUGCUCUCUGGGGCAUGUCAUUUAACUUCUCUGCCUCACUUUCUACAUCUAUAGAAUGCAAAUAGUUUUUACCUAUCUCACAGGCAUGUUGUGAAAACUAUUUAGUUAGCAUGGGUGAACUGAUUUGAAAAUGAAAUUGCUAUUUAAGUGCUAAGCAUUAUUAUUUCAAUAUUUAGACAGCUCAUAUGAGCAGUUUUCAUUUUACUAAGGGCAUUAAAAUGAUAACAUUUUUCUUUUAUACAGAUGUUACUAUAUGCCUUAUCUACAGAAUAGGAAAUAGAUCGUAUGCCACAGCAAACUUGACUCUUACAAGUGAUAAAUAAUCAGCCUUUAAAAGUGACCAUCAGUAAAAUUAUUUUAAAAUAUUGUGAAAUUUUACAACUAAAUUAUUUCUGAACAUACUUGUUUAAUUAAUAGCACAGUUCUGUGACCCUGAUGUGGCAAAGCACCGAAGCACACACUAAAAUGUAAGCAAGGGAAUUGUCAGUAUGACCACUCAGAUGCUUAAUGUUAAACAUGUGCUUAAGUGACUUGCUGACUGGGGUCCAAAUUUGGGAGACCUUUUUAAAUUCAUCAAAUAACUUUUUUCAGCAAAAAGUCACAACAUUCAUUAAAUAAUUUUUUUUAGGAAAUAUAAUUCAGAAAUACCUGUAUGACACGGACUUGUGCUCCUAAAACACAUAUGCACUUUUGAAAAUCCCACAAUGAGUGCUCACUAGCUGAGGCAUUUUGAUAUUUGUAGAAUCAUAAAUGAAACAGGAUUAAAUGCACAUACUUUUUAAAAUAAUUCAAUUUUAUUGUGUUUUGAUACUACAUUUGGCUCAUCAGUAGAUAAGAACAAUUAAACAGUAAAAUAUAGUUUUUAUUCUUUUGUAGUUGUUUUUCGUUGUGAUUAUAUACCAUAAUUUCGUAUUUACCAUUUAUAGAGAAUUUAUAGGGAGAACUAAAUGCUAGUGAUUUAUAUAUAAGUGUUAUUUGGGCUUCAUCUUUUGAUUUUAUUGGAAGCAAUAUCCACUUCUCAUAAAGUUUUAUAAUUUAUAUUUAAUACUUCAUAUAAUAUCCUUAAACAACUUUUAAGCGUUGCAUCAGAACUUACAUGCUUCCAAAUAUUUGUCAGAAGCAUUGCAAAAAAAAGGUGCUUUUAAAAUAUGUUUUAAUGGUGCCUUUGCAGUAUAAUUUUCCAUUUAUACUACAUAAGGAUUUUGAUUAUUUUAAAUAUUUUUCUUCUUAGAUUAAUUUUUUAACUCUUUAGGGACUAUAACAGUUAUUUUCCGUAAUGUAUAAAUGUGAGUUUUACAUAAAGUAGCGUUCUUUCCCAAUAAAUUCAGAAACCAACUCAAAGAAUAUUCCUUCGUUUGGUUGGGAAAUAUUUCAUCAUGCAAAAAAUGUCGUAUCCAUUUUUCUUUGCAUAUUUAUUUUCUGUGAUUGUAAUAUACAGAUUUUAUACUUGAACGAUUUCAUUUCCACGGGGCCCAAACUAGCAACCCUUACUCACUUGUAGUGAAAUUCAUUCCUGUGCUGAAGGUUGGCAUAAGGCAAAUGCAUCAUUUAUGUCAAUGGCUCUCAACCUUUCCAGACUACUAUACCUAUUUCAAGAGGCUGGUUUGUCUUGCAUACCCCCAAGUUUCACUUCACUUAAGAACUACUUGCUUAUAAAAUCAGACAUUAAAAUACAAAUUUGUCACAGCACCCUAUUACUGAAAAAUGACUUAUUUUCUCAAUUGGAAUAUAAAUAAUGUACUUACAUUUCAGGGUAUAAUAUACAGAGGAGUAUAAACCAGUAAUUGUAUGAAAUUUUAGUUUGUCAGAAGCACUUUGCUAGUGCUUUUUAUGUAGGCUGUUGUAAAACCAGGCAAAUACCUAAAUGUGUUGACCCACCCCCUGGAAGACUCCACCUAUGCCAACAGGUACAUGUACUUCUGGUUGAGAAUCAUUGAUUCAAGUGCUUAAAUAAGGGUUUAAAUGAGAUUUAAGUAGUGUACGCUAACCCUCUGCUCAGGAGCGAAUUUCACCUACAAGUUCUCCUUACUCGCAUAUUGUUCCAGCCAAAUCAAUGGGCCAUAUUCUUUUUUUGCACAAAUUAUCUCAGUGAUUUUACUGAAAUUCUCAAAUAAAAAAAGUGACUUCAACAGACUGCUUAGGUAAAAGCAAUUGGAUUUUGACUCAUUGAUUUCAACAGGACUAAUUAAGGAUUACUCGUGUAGGUAAGGAUUAACAAGACUGGGCACAUACUCUGGAGAAGUUCAGUACACUGAACAGUACAUGGACUGGGACUUAGGUGUGCAAUGGAAUUAAAAAUAUUCUUUUGUGAAAUAACAGUAUGGAAAUUACACUAUUAAGCCGGCAAGACGUAUUAUAAGUGCUAGCAACUAUGUAUUGUUUGGCUGGCAUUCAUCUAAAAGGCAAUUGUUAUUUUUUUAACAAACUUGAAUUUUGAUUCAUCUCUUUUUCCGUUGUUGGCACAGUAUUUAAAUCAGGAGACUUUCUGCUUGAGAGUUUGGAACUCAUUAAACCAAACAAUUCAAAUACUAAACACCUGCAAGUGAAGCUUUUGUAAACAGAGACCAGAAAAACAAUACUACAAACACACAGGCAUGAAUCUGCACGCAAGGGAUUCUUGAUUGCUAAAAGUACAUUGUGUUUUCACUUCAUAUUUGAAAAAUGGUCUAUCAUUAAGCUGUUUGAUUUUGAAGAGUCUUUAAAUAAGUGGAGACACUUGUAUUCGUUUUAUGCUUUCAAAAAUCACAUUUUUUUCUACUCUAAUAAUUAAUUUAAAUACCUCAGAUGAUUGUGGGCAAUGGUUUUCCAGUUGUGAAAAUUGUACUAAACUCUUGCUAGGUUUAUACAAUCACAUUCUGUAUCUUCCUUUGUUUAAUGUUUUUGUAAGAACUUAUUAAAGGUGUAUUCAAUUGUUGUACUAUGAAAUGUGUAGCAAGCUAGGGUCCUGAUUCUGGUCUCAUACCAUUUUUUUCAUAAUGAUAGCUCCAUUGACAUUAAUGGAAUCAUUCCUGAUGUAUGUGGAGUAAACAAGUUCAGAACCAGACCCUAGAUAUUUACAAUACCAUAAUAUUUUACUUGAAUAAGAUGUUUUCAGUGCAUUGUAAUACAGCACUUGCCUAAUGUUUUUAUUGCUACUUAUUGUAUUCCAGUUUCUUUAUGUUUAA
Pelodiscus sinensis (Chinese soft-shelled turtle) is the source of this 7683-nucleotide messenger RNA. It is a transcript of the gene RAG1, whose product is annotated as recombination activating 1. NCBI's taxonomy places the organism in Eukaryota, Metazoa, Chordata, Testudines, Trionychidae. The record is from RefSeq and is a predicted model, not a curated record. Gene Ontology annotation, biological process: pre-B cell allelic exclusion; adaptive immune response; V(D)J recombination. Gene Ontology annotation, cellular component: nucleus; DNA recombinase complex; endodeoxyribonuclease complex. Gene Ontology annotation, molecular function: metal ion binding; double-stranded DNA endonuclease activity; ubiquitin protein ligase activity.